AUAGAUUGAGUGAUGCUAUAGGGCGUCAAAGAGAAUUAGGAAUAUUGAUCGGUGAUGAACUGGCUUAUCAAGUUGAAUUAUUAGAGGAUACAGAGCACGCGGUCGAUCGGACGGAAAGAGCCCUAGAUAAAGCAAAAAGAAGUCUCACAAAAAUCUCAAAAAAAGUUAAAAAUAAAA
This is a messenger RNA of Racocetra fulgida, 177 nucleotides long. NCBI's taxonomy places the organism in Eukaryota, Fungi, Glomeromycota, Glomeromycetes, Diversisporales, Gigasporaceae. The record is from the annotation of a GenBank genome assembly.